AUGACAGAUAUCAAGAGAAACUUUUCAGAAAUAUAUGGAAAUUCUCCUGCUUCAUCAUCUUAUGAUACCCCUCCUCCUGAUGGACAUGAUGAUAAGAAAUUACAUACUAAACCAGGAAGAAAACCUAUAGAAACUGAACCUAAAUCAAAAAGAACUGCUCAAAAUAGAGCUGCUCAACGUGCUUAUCGUGAACGUAAAGAACGUAAAAUGAAAGAUUUAGAAGAUAAAGUUAAGAAUUUAGAAGAUAAGAAUAUUAAAGUUACUACUGAAGCUGACUUUUUGAAGGCUCAAGUUGAAAUGUUAAAGAAAGAAUUAUCAAGGUAUAGAGGUCAUACUGAUUUUAGUGAUUUGCAUUUACCUACUAAAGUUGGACAUUUAUCUAAUCCAAAAACUGGUGGCUAUGUUCCAACUUUUGAAAAUAAUAAUACUUCCAAUAAUGAUGAAUCAUCUGCAUCUUCUGUAAAAUCUGUAUCUGAUCAUCCGUCUACUUCCAGUUCAGCUACUGAUAACUCUCCUCAUCAACAACAAUUUUCGAUUGAUUUUCCUUGGUCAAAGGAUAAUUUAAGAAAUAGUUCAUCAGCUUCUGCUAAUCAACAGCAACAAGUUCCAGAUUUAGUAUCAGGUUCAUCUUCAUCUACAUCUCCAUUAAAUGAUAAUUUAUUGGUAUCUCCUGAUUCAUCAGUUACUUCAGGUCAUACUAAUUCUAAUAUAAUAGCAUCUAAUUUGGAUUUCACAACCACUUUUGAAGAACAAGUUGAUCCAUUUUGUGUUAAAUUGAGUGAGGCUUGUGGUACUAAGCAAUGUCCAGUUCCAAAAUAUAAGAGAAGUGAUUCUAAAGGUUCAGUAUCUACUAAUGCCCCAAUACUAGGUGGUGGACAAGAUCAACAACAACAUGCUCAAUCUCAAAAUAAUGCUCAAUCUCAUCGUGCUUCUCAAUCAUUAAAUCAAUUUAACUCUCCAUUUUCAAAUUUAGUAACUCCAACACCAAAUCAAUUAGGUUCUGAUUUGGAUUAUUUAAAUGAUCCAUUCUUUAAUGGUACAGCUGAUGGAUUUAAUUUUGAUUUAUCCAACAAUAAUAAUAAUAAUAGUAAUAAUACUAUAAAUCAUAAUUCUAUAUCAUCAUCUGUAUCAUCUAUUAGCACAUCAAAUCAUAAUAAUACCAAUAUCACCAACAACAACAAUACUCCAGCAACUACUACUUCCAACGCUUCUAAUAAACAAAACAAUGAUCCAUUACUGUUCCUUAAUGAUAAUAAUUUUGAUGUUAGUCUUGCAUUUGCUGACCCUAGUUUACAACAGCCUAGGCAUAGUAUCGUCGAUGACUUUGACCCUAUUUCCUUAUUAACUACUGAAGAAUCAAUUUAUGAUCCUUUAAAGAAUAAUAGCAAUAAUAAUAAUGGAAACAAUGGUAAUUCUAGUAUAAAUGUUAACUUUAAUUUUAAUGAAUUUGUUAAGAGUUCAUUACCAUCAGAAACAACACCAAAGGAUAGAAACUAUACUACAACUGCAUCUGUUGUUGAUGUUCAAGAUGUGGCUGCUGAUGAUGAUGAUGAUGAUAAUCUUGUCGUUCCAGCUCCUGCUGAAUCUAUGAGAUGUAGUGAGAUUUGGGAUAGAAUCACUGCCCAUCCAAAGUAUACUGAAAUUGAUAUUGAUUCAUUAUGUAAUGAAUUGAAGAAUAAGGCUAAAUGUUCCGAAAAGGGAGUAGUAAUUAACUCUGCUGAUGUAAAUCAAUUAUUGGAACAAAGUGCCAUGUUGAAACGUUGA
Scheffersomyces amazonensis is the source of this 1764-nucleotide messenger RNA. It is a transcript of the gene CAP1, whose product is annotated as DNA-binding transcription factor. Gene Ontology annotation, molecular function: transcription cis-regulatory region binding; DNA-binding transcription activator activity, RNA polymerase II-specific. The record is from RefSeq and is a predicted model, not a curated record. Gene Ontology annotation, cellular component: RNA polymerase II transcription regulator complex. The transcript has a single exon. The coding region runs from base 1 to 1764 and encodes 587 amino acids. Gene Ontology annotation, biological process: regulation of DNA-templated transcription. Lineage: Eukaryota; Fungi; Ascomycota; Pichiomycetes; Serinales; Debaryomycetaceae.